AUGCUCUGCUUUUCAGAUAAUACCAUCCAGUCGAUUUUCUGUUGCUGCUGCUGCUGUUCCAUGCAGAAGCGGCAAAUGAGAACACAAAUAAGCCUGAGCAAAGAUGAAGAACUUUCAGAAGCUUAUACCCAGCAUCGCAGGCAGUGGUUCAGUGGCUUGCCACUUAAGAAGCAAUCCAACAGGGGUCGUAUGCAGCCUUCAAAACGCAAGCCGCUGCCUCCCCUCCCAUCCCCUGAGGUUGCUACAGAGAAGAUCCGAGUCAAGGCACUGUAUGAUUUUCUGCCCAGAGAGUCCUGUGAUUUAGCAUUAAAGAGAACAGAGGAAUACCUGAUACUGGGGAAGUAUAAUACUCACUGGUGGAAGGCAAGAGACCGUUGGGGGAAUGAAGGCUUAAUCCCAAGCAACUACGUGGCUGAAAACAAACCAACCAAUUUAGAAAUAUAUGAGUGGUACCAUAGAAACAUUACCAGAAAUCAGGCAGAACGUCUUUUGAGACAAGAGUCUAAAGAAGGUGCAUUUAUUGUUCGAGAUUCAAGACAUUUGGGAUCCUACACAAUUUCUGUGUUUCUAAAAGAUAGGAGAAGCAUGGAGGCUACCGUCAAACAUUAUCAGAUUAAAAAGAACGACUCAGGAGAGUGGUACGUGGCUGAAAAGCACUACUUUCAAUCAAUCCCUGAAUUGAUCUGGUAUCACCAGCACAAUGCAGCCGGUCUCAUGACCCGUCUCCGCUACCCAGUUGGGCUGAUGGGCAAUUGUUUGCCAGCCACGGCCGGUUUCAGCUAUGAAAAGUGGGAAAUCGACCCGUCUGAGUUGGCGUUUAUAAAGGAGAUCGGCAGCGGGCAGUUCGGAGUGGUUCAUUUAGGUGAAUGGCGGGCCCACCUGCAGGUGGCCAUCAAGGCCAUCAGCGAAGGCUCCAUGUCUGAGGAGGACUUCAUUGAAGAGGCUAAAGUGAUGACGAAAUUAUCUCAUUCAAGGCUGGUUCAGCUUUAUGGAGUGUGUAUUCAGCGGAAGCCCAUUUACAUUGUGACGGAGUUCAUGGAGAAUGGCUGCCUGCUUAACUAUCUCAGAGAGAGGAAAGGGGAGCUGAAGAAGGAAAUGCUGCUGAGCAUGUGCCAGGACAUAUGUGAAGGCAUGGAGUAUCUGGAGAGAAACUGCUUUAUUCACAGGGAUUUAGCGGCAAGGAAUUGUUUGGUCAGUUCUACAAGUGUAGUAAAAAUUUCGGACUUUGGAAUGACGAGGUACGUUUUAGAUGAUGAAUACAUCAGUUCUUCUGGAGCCAAGUUCCCAGUCAAGUGGUCCCCUCCUGAAGUUUUCCAUUUCAACAAGUACAGCAGCAAAUCAGAUGUCUGGUCAUUUGGAGUUUUGAUGUGGGAAGUUUUUACAGAAGGAAGGAUGCCUUUUGAAAAUAAGUCAAACUUGCAAGUUGUGGAAGCCAUUUCUAAAGGCUUCAGGCUGUACCGCCCCCGCCUGGCGCCAAUGUCCAUCUAUGAAGUCAUGUACAGCUGCUGGCAUGAGAAACCUAAAGGCCGCCCUACGUUUGCUGAGCUGCUGCGGGUCCUCACGGAGAUUGCAGAAACCUGGUGA
Molecule: messenger RNA, 1584 nt
Organism: Pteronotus mesoamericanus
Lineage: Eukaryota; Metazoa; Chordata; Mammalia; Chiroptera; Mormoopidae
Gene: TXK
Product: TXK tyrosine kinase
Exons: 14
Coding region: 1-1584 (527 amino acids)
Biological process (GO): T cell receptor signaling pathway; adaptive immune response; protein phosphorylation
Cellular component (GO): plasma membrane
Molecular function (GO): protein binding; ATP binding; non-membrane spanning protein tyrosine kinase activity
Source: RefSeq, a predicted model, not a curated record